AUGUCAGCGCUCAAGCCGCUCGCUCCCUGCCCGUGGAGCCAGCCGGGGAUGAUGGAUCCGCCAUACGCUGCCACGUGUACGAUCUACUCCGCGAAGCACGCCGCCACUGUCGGGCUGGCGGCGCCGAACGCGGCGAUAUCUGCAGCGUGGAAUAUGGCGGCGUCGGCUCUUUCAACGAAUGUGGCGGAGACGGCCAGUGCGCAGGAAGCUGCAGCAGCGGAGGGAAGGGCGACAGUGACGGAAACGGCGGAGGUUGCGGAAGGCGGGCUCGGAAAGGAGCUGGGGCGAGGCCAUUUCGGGGUGGUGCGGCUCUGCGAAGACAAGCGAACAGGGGAGAAGUUCGCAUGCAAGACCGUUCUCAAGUCGCAAAUAGCAACUCCCGAGGCCAUGCGCGAGUUGCGCGCGGAGGUGCUGAUUCCGCUGCUGUUGCAAGCAGCGCAGAGGAAAAAGCAGGCGCAAGAAACGCGCGGGGAAGGAGAUGAGACACAACAGGACGCGAGGCAAGAGGCGGAAGCAGGGCGCAACGAAGGCUGGGACGUUACUGCGCGCGGAGAAGGAGCGGGGGAAGCAAUGCGCGAGGUAGAGGGGGAGCGGCGGAAUGGAGUGAGAGAACACGGGGAGAAAGCGGAGAUUUAUGGGCGGGGUGUGUCAGCAGCUCGGUGUUUGAAGUUUGUGCGGAUAACGGACGUGACUGAAACGGAUCAGAGCACCGCCAACCGUCAUCACAACAGCGAGGCAGACGGUCGCGGGGGUGGGUGUACAAACCGGAGUGUACAAGACAUUAGCAGUACAAAAGUGAAAAACAAAUAUCAUAACGAAGGCAAAAAUGAUGCAUACAGGAGUGGGCCUGACAAGGGGUUUGUGCGAUUGGUGGAUGUUUUCGAGGACGAGUCUGCAGUGCACAUGGUGAUGGAGCACUGCGAGGGAGGAGAUUUGUUUGAACACGUGGCACGAUGUGAGAGGCUGGAUGAACGACAAACUGCCGACAUAAUGAGGCAACUCGCAACAGCUGUGGCAAGGAUGCACGAGAUGGGAGUAGUGCACCGAGAUUUGAAGCCCGAAAACAUCCUCCUUACAAGCACAUCCCGUUACUCGGACAGCAACCUCUCCACCACGCACUUCUCCGACCGCAUGGACUCUGAAUCAACUUCAACCGCUGAACCCUCCCCGCCCUCGUUAUCAGCAGCCUCAUUAACAGCAAGUUUCCUCACAGUUAAGAUUGCUGACUUCGGGUUAGCGAGAGUCUUAAAACGAGGAUGCAGGCUGCAUGGGUUGGUGGGGAGCCCAUUCUACAUGGCUCCUGAGACUGUCAGAGGGAGGGAGUAUGGUCUCGAGGUGGAUGUGUGGAGUUUAGGUGUUUCGUUUGCAUCCCCUGGUGCGUUCCCGGAUCAGUGCUUGUUGACCGAGCCAUCCUUGACUUUCCAAAGCCGGGCCGCCUUUCGGAAUCAGCAGGCGAAUUCCAUGGCGUCUGCUGCGCCGGCUGCCGCGGAGGAAUCCGCGUCGAAAGCGGCGGAGAAUGUCAGUCAGGAUCCAACGGUUAAGAGCGAUUGGGAGGUGGCACCGUGGGAUCGACACGCGGGGGUGCUGAAGAUGGCACGAUUCGACUACCGGCGGGAGGAGCUACUCCGAUCCGGAAAUGGUGGCGGGAUUCAAGGUCCGACUCAAAAUAUAAUGAGUCUUCUCUCACUUACCCGUCCCUCCCCCGCUACCACCCCCCCCUCCGCCCCCUCUCCCCCGUGCCAGUACCUGCCUGCAGUGUGUGCGAGCGUGACUGAAGGGGAAGAGCUAGAGGCAGCGGAGGAGGGGAAACACGGAGCUGAUUCGAAUGUGGGGCUUGAAGGGAGUGCUGCGGCCAAGAGACAGAGAGUAGAGACGGGAGAGGAGAGGGGAGAGGAGGGGAAGCUGAAGGGGGAAGAGGGGAAAGGGGAGGGGGAGGAGGAGGGGAAAGAGGAAGGGGGAACGAAGGAGGGAGGUAAUGCAGAGCGAAGCACAGUGGAAGAGGGGGAGGAUGGUGCAAAGGAUAAGGAGGAUAAGGCAGCGGCAGAAGAUUGUGAAAAGACAGUUAUGGAGACAGGGGAGGGUAAGGCAAUGAAGGUUAGCAAGGCAGAGCAGGAUGCGAGUGCAGCGGAAGACGCUCUUAAGGCCGGGCUAGGGGCGGUCAAGCUGGGCAGCAUGGGAAUAACUUUUCUGGCGCUGCCCGAGAAGGAAAAAUGUGUGCCGGGCAGCGAGGUGCCCUGCCCUGUGGAUGUUGUCGGGCAGAUUCUGAAGGUCAUCAAUGAGAAGAAGAGGAGCGGCCUCAAGUGGUGCCAGCGCAUCUGCCCUGUGCAGGCCACGUGCCCAACCACGAAGCGCCACCUGUCAACCACUGUUUGUCGUUUGCUGACCAAUCACUUUGCAGCAGCAUCGCCAGCAAAACCAGCAGGAACAUCAUCACCAACACCAACACCCACACCAGCAGCAGCAGCAGGAGGGGGAGCAGAAGUGGGAGUGGAGGAGCCACGCUCGAAUGGUUCUGAGACAGCAGCAGAACCCCCAGCAGCACCACAGCAGCUUCUACCUCCCAUACAGUUUGCAGUUGCGUUUAAGAAACGAGGGGCAGAGGAUUCAGGCGCUGCAGCCAAAGAGACGGCCAAGAAAGAGAAGGAGAAGGCAGAGAGACAGAGAGAAGGAAAUGCGGGAGUGGAGGAGGAGGAGAGGGGGGAAGGGGAGGAGGAUGUUGAGUUGAGUCGUGAUGUUGUGAUUAGGACUGUGGCUGAUGCCGUGAAGGAAGCUUCUGGGAAGCGAGGUGCUGCGGCUAACUUGACUAACCCAGAGUUUGCAGUGGUGGUUGAGAUUGUUCCACUCGCACGGGGUCCUCCUUUCUGUGCCCCACGUCAGCAGCCAGAACAUCCACGUCAGCAUCACCUCCGCCAUCAUUACGUCCCGCCGGUCGAGACGCCUUCCCACCGCGCGGCUCGCGCGGCCGCCUGGGCGGCAAGGGAUCGCAGCAGAGCGCGGCCACGUCAGCAGGGGGAAAGGCGGGUUUCUGCGGAGCGGGGGGACUGGGGCCAGGGACAUGGCCGAGAGCCGAUUGGCGGAAACUCCGCGGAGCUUCCCCGGGGGCUUUCCGCGGGUCACUCCGCUUCCGCUGCUUCGUCCAAAGGCGCAGUUGGCGCAGGUGACGCGGUUUCUCGUAGUUCCGCUCCAUUAGACGCGCAAGAGCAGGCUCGGGUCGAAGCUGAGGUUCGGCAGAUUGUCCACCACGCCGAGGCGAAGGCUCGACAGCAGCAGCAGCAGAAGCAAUUGGUGCCACGUCAGCUACUCCAGCUGGGACCGCGGGGUGGGAUUGGGCGGAGCGAACAGCGCCAUGCCACGUGGAUCUUCCCAGGCCACGGCACCGCGCCUCGGGCCAUUUUCCGCCAAAACGCCGCCGCACUUUCCCACGGAUUGCGCAACGGACUGCAGCAGCGCUUCCGCCAGCUUUCCCCUUUCCCCCUCGCGACCCGCUUCCGCGACCCGUUCGAAGCGCUGAAGCGCAGCGUUCUCGAGGCGCCGUCAGAGGCGCAAAAGGCGGUGCGAGCCGCCGUGAAACGCGGGGAAGAGAGGGUCAACUCGGCGCGCUUAGGAGCCGUGAUGGUGGUGCUCGGGCUGUGGGAGGUGGCUCGGAACAAGGUGGCGCAGGCUCGGCAGCGGCACCAGGUUCGGAGCCAGGUUCGGGUGUGGGGCCAGAGGCUCGGCAGGGAGGCGCCAGUUGCGGCGAAAUGGGCGAUGACGAGCGGAUGGGGGGAAACGGGGGACGCGCGAGGGGGCGGAGAGGGGGGAGCGGGGGAAGGGAUGGGGGAACGAGUUUCGGGAGGGGGAGGCGAGUCUUUCUGGGGAGGUAACGGCGAGGCAUUAGGUAGACCUACCCCAGAUAUACCUUCCCCUGACGCGUUUGGCCUUGGCAUUGUAAGGGGGCUCUUGGGAAGUGGUGUUUUGGGAUGGCCACGGCAGCGAGAUGAAGCAGCGUAUAGCGUGGAAGCUUAUAAAGAGGAUGGGGCCUGGCAGCAGCAGGAGGCGAUACUCCUGGGCCAGUCUCAGGCGCUAUGGCGUCAGGUGGCGUCUCUGUUGAACCCACCUGGCUCUGUUGCAGAAACACCUGAGCGGCUGGAUCCCAUGGCACCUGAAGCUCCCUCCGUUAUUGAUCCCCAUUCCCAGAGGAAGGGGAAUAUGAGCGCGGGCGCGCCCCACGUGCAGGUGCAUUCCCCCCUCCGCCACUCCCCCGCCCUUCCCCCCAGCUCCCCCCAUCCUCCCCUUCCCCCCCAACCCCCCCGCGCCCUGCUUGACCCCUGGGCGGCGCUGCAAAUCGCGGAGGAACAGUUCGGAGCGCAGCUCGACUCGUGUGGCGAUCUGAGAAUCAAGGUGGCCGCUACAGGACAAGACCUGCUCUCUGGGCGGCUGGCUGGCGUGUCGGUGUCGGCCCGGGCGGCCGAGUACAAGGGUUUGUCCGUUUCUGAUGUGGAUAUGGCUGCUUCCUCCGUCCGCUUUGGCAAGAAUUGGGGACUCGCUCCCAAUUUCACCGACUCACACUUCCCAGUGCGCGCCUUUCUAUCCAUGAGCCCUGACGACUUCAACAGGAGCCUAAGGAGCCCUCUCCUCUUCCCUCUUCUCCGCUCUGUCUUCUCAUUGGACGACCGCCAGCCAAUCCCAGCCCUCCACGUGUCACUUGGUGACGGAUUCUUGGAGUUCGUAGCAGCCAAUCAGGAUCCAAGAUUUGGCCAGAAUCAGAAUCUGAUCUCCAGUCUGCCGCUCAAUAGCGCCAAUAGCAAAUCUGCCCUUCCCCCAUACCCUCCCUCCCCUUCCUCCUCUCACUCCCCCUCUCUUCCCCUCAAACCCCCACACUCCACUACCCUUUCCUCCUCUUCAAACCCUAACCUUCUAAACCCUCUUAGAACCUCGUAUACACACUCCCUCAACUCUCCCCACGCUCCCCCUUCCCCCCACUUUCCCUCCGCCUAUAGCCGCACUCCCCGUUUCACCCCCUCCCCCUGCUUUACCCCCUCCCCCCGAUUCACCCCUCGAUUCACCCCCACAGCUCGCCUCAGUUCCCCCCACUCCUCCUCCCACCACCACUCCCCCUACUACUCCCCCCAAUUCUCCUCCCCCCGCCUAUCCGUCCGCUAUUCCUCCCCUUUCACCUCCUCCCCCACUUCCUCCUUCCAACCCUCCCUAGACCUCCCUCUCCUCCCCAUUCCCCCUCUGCUGCCCAACCCACUGUCACUGUUGAGAUUCUCUGCCGCCCAGAUCAGAUUCCCUCAGCCUGUGCUGGAUACUGUCGGGCGGCUGCAGCUCCUGAAGCUGCCCUUUCUGUUCCCUUCCCACUCCUCUCAAACCUCGGACACUACACCAUCCUCCACCCGUCCCUCACCCUCGCUUCCUCACUCUCCCUCACUCUCCUCCUCUCCCUCCUCCUCUCCCUCCUCUUCCCCUCUCUCCUCCUCCUCCUCCCCCCCUCCCUCCCCUCGCUCCUCUCGCCUCUCUUCCUCUCUAGCCCGCCGCCUCCGUCCCCUCCGCAUCCCCCACCCCAACAACCCAGUUGCAAACCCUCCCACCGCUCACAACCACACUCUGCAAACUUCUGCGGAAUCUCCUGCUGCUGCUACACCAGCAGCGUUAUCCCCCUACGCCUGGAAGGCCCCUGGCACGCCGUUCUUUGCUAGCUCAAGAAACCUUCUGGAUUUCAGGUCAGAGGAAGUGGAUGGAGCAGCAACAGCAGCAGCAACAGCAGAAGCAGCAGCAGCAGCAGCAGCAGCAGCAGCAGCAGCUAAGCGGAGAGGAAAUGGGUGUUUCUGGCCCUGGGGCUGGUUGGCUGUCCCUAUCUAA
Messenger RNA from Closterium sp. NIES-65, 5841 nucleotides. The record is from the annotation of a GenBank genome assembly. Lineage: Eukaryota; Viridiplantae; Streptophyta; Zygnematophyceae; Desmidiales; Closteriaceae.